Messenger RNA from Gadus macrocephalus (Pacific cod), 4431 nucleotides. RefSeq names its product WD repeat domain 6 (gene wdr6). Gene Ontology annotation, biological process: tRNA methylation. Gene Ontology annotation, molecular function: protein binding. The coding region runs from base 177 to 4223 and encodes 1348 amino acids. Gene Ontology annotation, cellular component: cytoplasm. The record is from RefSeq and is a predicted model, not a curated record. The transcript has 7 exons. NCBI's taxonomy places the organism in Eukaryota, Metazoa, Chordata, Actinopteri, Gadiformes, Gadidae.
CGAUUGUGAUUGGUUAAGAUACACAUGCGGAAGAAGGACCAUGGGAACGGCGUGGAUGUAUUGGACAGACAUAUUUUCAUAUAGCUGUAUGUGAGAACGAGAAGCGCCUACGGUUGGAUUGUAGACACAUUUGAUCACGUAUAGCUCUAUGAUGGUAAUAAUUACCUAGCUCCACAAUGGAAACGGUGGUGUUAAUUGCUCCAAUCACAGCAUUGGAAUUUUUCUUGGAGGAUUACCUACUGAAAGGCGAGGGUCCAAUCUUGACAGUUUUCAGCCUCCAGUCGCGCACUAGAGCCUCAGCCUCAAUUGAUGUUCUUCAGCACUAUCGGAUUCAUGGUGUCCGCCCCAAAUAUAAGCACAAACAACCACAACAGAACCAUGAGGCAGAGAAAGAAGAAGGAGGAAGCUCCGCCACAGAGCCCGACCUCUAUGACUUGGCGGUGUUUGGAGGUAAGGGUGUGCGGUUGGUGCGUCUCAUCACCCAGCUCCACGGUGGGGAGCCGGUGCGCCUGGAGGCCCACGGCCCCCUCAUAGAGCUCCGAGACUGGAUCCUGGACCUCUGCUGGCUGACUCAGGACGGCCGCGCCCUCCUCGGCGUGGCUCUAGCCCAUAACAGCGUUCUUCUCCUGGACCCUCACGAAGGGAUCCCCCUCGCUCGCUGCGGCUGCCUGGAUGGAUGUCUGCUGUACUCUGCCCUGCUGCUGGUGGACCAAUCCUGGAACAACUCCGUCCUGGUCGGGGGGACAGUCUUCAACCAGCUGGUUCUUUGGAGACCCAACAGAAGGGCAGAGGAAGUGGAGGUGGUCGGGGAGGAAGGGGGCGACCCUGAACGCAAAGCCCCCGUGGAGAGGCGCUUGCUGGGGCACGGCGGCGUCAUCUUCAGCAUCAGCUACCUCCGGGCGAAAGGCUGGCUGGCCUCGGCCUCCGACGACCGCAGCGUGAGGGUGUGGGGCGUCGGGGCUCUGGGGGGCCCUGGUCCCACGUGCGGGGAGCCGGACCCCGCGUGCCUCAUGGUCCUGUACGGACACCAGGCCCGGGUGUUCUCCGUGCACCUGUCCCCCGGGAAGGUGUACAGCGCCGGGGAGGACGGGUGCUGCCUGGUCUGGGACUGGUCCCGCGGCGGCGGGGGGAAGGUGGCCCAGACCUUGAAGGGCCAUCGGGCCGGCGGGAUCCGAGCGCUCGCCGUGAGCCAGGGAAGGGAGGAGGGCGGCACCAGAGCGAGGUGGGUGGCCACCGGGGGCGCGGAUGGAGGAGUGAGGCUGUGGCGGGUGGAGGAGACAAAAGUGGGGGAGGAAGACGACGAUGAGGAGGAGGAGGAGGAGGAGAAAGAGGAGGUGGGGAUGGCUGCCAUGACGGACUUGAAGUUCUCUGGACGAGGUACGCCCAAGGGGGUGUGCGUGGUAGAGGACGGGACCGCAAAUUGGGCCCGGAGUAAAAUCUUGGCAUGCACUGACCAGGGGGCAGUGUACCAGGGCAGCUGUGCGGCCGCCGGACAGUGGGAAUUACUGUGGCAGGGGGAUCGGGCGUACCAGUCCUACUGCGUGAUGGAGGUCCUAACCGUCACGGUGAAGGGUGCCACCCCACGUAAAGCUCACCUAUGUGUGGUGGGGAACCUCAGCGGUGGGAUCCACGUCUUCGACACGUCCCGUCCCCAGCGCGGACUGUCUCUCAGAGGAGGGGACGGGAAGAUCCACAGCCUCGUUUGGGUCGAGGGACACGCGCCCCACGCGGGGUACCUGCUAGCGUCGGGUUCCCACGGCCUGGUCCACCGCUGGCGCGUGGAGGCACGGCCGGACGGAGACUCGGGCUCAGUUCUGAUCGCCGAGCCUCGCCCGCCGUUUGCCCUGCCCCCCUGUGCCAAGCGGUGGUUAACCAGCGCGGUGCGCCUCCGCAAAAGUCCACCGGGGGCGCUGUGGGUGUGUGGGGACCGGAGAGGAUCCCUGCUGCUGUUUCAGGAAGGUAGCAGACCACGAGGAGGAGUGGGGGUGGACGAGGAGAGGGAAGAUCCAGACUCUUUAAUCACAAGCUCAGCUGGCCGACAGACCAACGCAGAUGCAGAAAAUGAAAAGGAAACAAACUGUUGUGAUGAAGAGGGGAAGGAGUGGUCGGAUGGCGGCGGGAAGAAACCCGCAGGACAGGGUGACCCGCCCCUGCAGCCUCUGAGCUGUCUGUUUGGCGUGCACGGGAAACAGGGGGUGACCUCCGUCUGCGAGCACCGGGGCCUCUUGUACAGCGCCGGGCGGGACGGCUGUGUGCGGGUCCUCAGGGUUCGCCCCGCCACACCGCAGUGGGUCCUCCCGGUGGACCGCCGCCCCAGCGCUGGGGAGAUCAUGGAGCCCGACGGCGGGCCUCAGCUGGAGGUUCUGAGGGUCCAGCGGGCCUGUAAGGGCAUGGAGUGGCUGGAGAGGGUUCUGAUCCUCGCACCUCCUGAACCCUCGACGGCCGAACCGCUCUGGGACGAGGAGGAGGAGGAGGAGGAGAAAGAGGAAGAGGAAGAGGGAGGAGGAGGAGGAGGAGGAGUAGAAAAGGAAGGAUGGUGUCACGAGCAGGCCGGGGAAACUAAAGCAGAACAGGAACUUACAGGCAGAGGAAAAAAGGGAUGGCACGACGGUCGAGAGUGCCGCUUUGUCGUCGCCGGGUUUCAAGCGGUCAACUUCGUGGUGUGGGAUCCCGUGAGGCAGGAGAGGCUGCUGACGGUGCCUUGCGGCGGCGGCCAUCGCUCCUGGAUUCUCUGGCCCCCCUGCAAGAGCUUGUGGCCGGGCUACGGCGCCCUGGUCUUCAUCAAGCAUGGGGCCGUAGUAGCCACGCAGCCCCCCAGAGAGACCUCGACCUCGGCCGGGGUGGCCGGCAAGACCGGGGCUUGCGGCCUCAGAGAGGGCGUUCAUGGGAAGGGCAUCGGGUGCGUCUGUAGGCUGGGGAGGGUAGGGGGUACCGGGGACGGGUCUCAAACUACUCGGGGCAUGGGGUCGGAUGAAGGACACUGGGAGGUCCUUGUGACCGGAGGGGAGGACACUAGUUUGACCGUCCUGGCCGUCCAGCCGAGCUCUGGAACGGUCCAAGUGUUGUCCGUCAUCACCGACCACAUCUCCAACAUCCGCACUCUGGUGGCUGUCCUGGACCCAGCGGGCGCGAGGCCCGGAAAACACUCGCUCUCUGCCCUGCUUGUGUCUGCAGGUGGUCGGGCUCAAAUGCAGUGUUACCGGCUGCUGAUUGGAUGGGACGAAAAGAGGCGGGAGCCUUAUUGUCAGGUGAUUCAGGUGGCCAGUCACCGAUUGGACGAGCUGUGGGAGAAGAGGCGGAACCGACACAAGACGGUGAAAGCAGACCCAGAGACGAGGUACAUGUCCAUAGCAGUGGUUAACAGCGACGCCGCGACAGCUGUAGUGGCGCUAGCCUGCAGCGAUGGAGCAAUCAGAUUGUUCUCAAUCAGUGAGGUCAAAGGUCAAUUUGAUUUGUUAUGGGAGAGUUUCUACCACCACCGCUGUGUGCUCAGUGUCGCCCCCUGCUGUCUGGUAGACGCUACAGGCAACAGAUACAGACUUCUUCUUAGUGCAGCAACUGAUGGCAGAAUUGCAUUGUGGGACUUUACCCCAACCUCAUUACUGGCUGGGAAUUUGAAUUCGAAAUCGGACACAUCCUCUCGGCCUGGCCCGUGCCUCACCUUUCCCGCCCACCAGAGCGGAGUCAACUCACUGGCGGUGUGGCAGGAGAGAACAGAGGACGGUUGCCUGGUAACCGUCGCCAGCGGAGGCGACGACGGACAGCUGACCCUGUCUGUGGUUCAGGUGCGGUACCCCGAGGUGCAGACAGAUGGCGGCAGAGUACUUUCACAAGAGCACCACCACCACCACCACCAGCUCCUCCUCUCCCCGGCCAACCUCACCCUCCUCUCCCAGUCCCGCGUCUCGCUGGCCCACUCCGCCCCGGUCACCGCUCUGAGCCUCCUCUGCCCGGGCUUCCUCGUGUCCACCUCCCCGGACCAGAGGGUGCGUCUCUGGAGGGUGUGCAGUACCGGCCUCCGCCCCAUGGAGGCGCUGUACUCCCACGUGGCGGACGCGGCCGGCCUGGCUGCGUGGGGGGGGGAGCGGGGUCCGGGUGAGGGGGACGAGGGGUGGGUGAAGGCCGAUCCUGGAUGUGAGAGCAGGGGUCUGGGCCUGGGGGGGUGGGUGGUGGUCUGUGGUCAAGGCCUACAGCUGCUACACGUCAGGACGUCUUCACCAUGACAGAAAGUGAAGAAAAGCAUGUACAUUUACACACACACAAGGUGUGUGUGUGUGUGUGUGUGUGUGUGUGUGUGUGUGUGUGUGUGUGUGUGUGUGUGUGUGUGUGUGUGUGUGUGUGUGUGUGUGUGUGUGUGUGUGUGUGUGUGUGUGUGUGUGUGUGUGUGUGUGCGCAUUGUUUCAUGAUGUACAUUUUAUAAACCUGCCAAAU